Messenger RNA from Asterias rubens (European starfish), 2732 nucleotides. RefSeq names its product zinc finger and BTB domain-containing protein 24-like. Gene Ontology annotation, biological process: regulation of transcription by RNA polymerase II. The transcript has 5 exons. Gene Ontology annotation, molecular function: RNA polymerase II transcription regulatory region sequence-specific DNA binding; DNA-binding transcription factor activity, RNA polymerase II-specific. Bases 1 to 2664 code for a protein of 887 amino acids. Gene Ontology annotation, cellular component: nucleus. NCBI's taxonomy places the organism in Eukaryota, Metazoa, Echinodermata, Asteroidea, Forcipulatida, Asteriidae. The record is from RefSeq and is a predicted model, not a curated record.
AUGGAGGAGUGUUCUGAUGAGGUCGAAAUCGCCCCGAUUUCUCCUUUAACCGAGACCAAUCCUGGUCGAACUCGGAGGAGAAAAUCGUCAGUUAAUUCCGAAUCUACUACGUCCAGGAGACCAAGGAGUAGUCGACUGCGGCAGGUGGCGAUUGGGAAUCAGCUGGAGCGAUGGGACGCAAUGAAAACCCGACUGGGAUUGGAAUCGCAUGCACAGCUUGCUGAAGUGCUUUUGGAUGGCAUGGAAGCAACAGUUGAAGGAGAUGUUGUGUGGGGCUCAAAGUGCAAUGACCCCAAACUCAAAAGUAAACUUGCCAGUUUCUUCAAGAGAAAAGGAAUCGCUGCCCUUGUUAUACAAAGGGCCCGAAAAGCUGCAACCCCAAAACCAAGCCAGCGAAGGAAAAAACAGCCAGUCAAAAUCAAGAUAAAAAUCAUGAAGAAAGAGCCGAAGAUUGUGAAACCUAAGGGUGAGAAUGGACAAGGAGGGCAAGAUGCGGAGAUUGUGAGCCAUGGGGAGGAGGAUGAGGAGGGCGAGAUUAUUGAUGACUUUGAGGACCAAGACUUCUCCCCACAUGAACCGAGUCGCCAUGGCUUGAAGAAGGCGUGGCUAGGGCGUCACCUUAAAGGAAAGAAGAAGUCACUGCGACAGAGGAAAAGAUCUCUUCCAAAGCCAGAAACAGACGAGGAAUUGGAGGAAUUAGAAGCAGCUGCCAUGGAAGAUGAGGAGGAGGAAGAAGAGGAGACGAUUAAAGAAGAGAAGAAUGCCAAAGGUCCGAGGAGGAAGUUACGUCAAACCAGCGCCCGAAAGAAGCGUAUGAAACGCUUUAAAAUCAAGCAGAGAAGGGUUAGAUCGGCAACGAAGACAGUCGAGGAACUGUUUGGGCCCGACGCUGUUCUCGCUCAAGUCUACUGCUGUCGCAAAUGCACAAGCCAGCUUGACUCAGCAGACGUGAUGAAGGCUCACUGGCAGACACAUCUAGCUGAAGAGGAAGACACCACUGCUGUUAAAGCUGCACAGGAUGGGUCGCCCGAAGGAACAUCUCAAGGAGGUGAGGAGGGUGACGAGACAAAGCCAGUAGGAGUUGAGGCAGAAGAUGGAGGUGAUGGCGAUCCAGAAGUCCCUGAAGACGUUAAGAGGAUUGCUAGGGUCCUUACUCGCUGCCCCUUGUGCCAAAAACUGUUCUCCAAUAUCCUAGCCCACACUGCUUGCCACUCAAACUACCUUUGCGAAGAAUGCGGUAUUAUGUUUCGCCAGAGGCGCUCUCUGAAGCUCCACCACCGAGCCGUACAUGAGCUCGGGGAGACUGGCCAGCUGCCGUUUGUUUGUAGCCGCUGCGGCCGUGCCUUCCGCUGGGAAGCUAGCCUGCGCAAACAUCGCACGCUACAUUCCCAGCAUCGCCAGUUUAUCUGCCAGACGUGCGGCAAGAGCUUCAAAGUCCAAGCACAUCUCAAACGGCAUGUGAUCAUGCAUGAGGAGGUCAAGCCAUUUGUCUGCCCCCACUGCGGUCGACGCUUCACCGAACUCUCAAACAUGAAAGUUCAUACCCGCGUUCACACUGGAGAGAAGCCGUACAUCUGCGACGUUUGCCAAAAAGCAUAUGCCCACAAGGUGAGUCUGAAGACUCACAAAAAGAAAGAACAUGGCAUCGAUAUGUGGCAGCUUGGCUACAUCACACAACCUGUCAUUGAAUUUGAUGAUGAUGGUAAAGAGACUGAGUACAGCAUCGCCAGGAGGUCUCGCCGCCCCAGUAUUUUCAACUCCUCAGGCAAAAGUAGGAAAAGGAAACACCUUGACGAAAAAGUUACACCGCCCCCUCUAGAUGUUCCGAUGAAAGCCGAACAAGUCUCCAAGUUUGUCAGAGAGAAGAAUCAGGAGAGACAUCCGAGGUUAAAUGAUAGUGCAGAAGACGUUAACAAUGAGCCGCCUACAGUUCCUGCGCAACAAGCACCCCAGCUUUAUGCAGAACCAAAGAUGCAAACUCCAAUACAACAGCAGCACAACACCUACCAGCAACAUGCUCAAAUCCAGGCUCUCAACCAGCCACAACCAGAGGUUCACCCCCAGCAGCACAUGCACCCGCAGCAGCAGCACCACAUGCAGAUGCACAACCAGUCCUACGGGCACAGCCACCCUAGCGAGUCAUCACAGCAGGUGAUGGACGACGAUGCAGACAGUGAACCCUGCUCGGCUGAAGAGGAAGAGAACCCUCGAUUACUUCACGCUGAGCUGAUCACCAAUCAGAUGCGCCAUGCACAGCGUUUACAAAUGCCAGAAACUAACAAUCACCCAUCACAGCCACUGCCCUUACAGCUUCCCCAGUCCCAGUCAAUACAGCAUCAGCAGCAGCAGCAGCUUCCACCGCAUACCCAGACACAACCCUUGCCACAUAUACAGAUACCCAGCAUGAGGCAGCACCCUCCACAAGCUCACCAGGCCAAUCAAAGGCCCUCAUUGCCAAGUUUUGAGUCGGUCACCAGCACUGACAGACAGGGUCAUUCUCAGUACCGUCAGAGUAUGAUGAACACUAUGGCUGGACUUGACAUCAAUGCUCUGGUUGCUGGAACGAUGCCGUAUAUGUACUGGGGAUCGCAGCAAUAUCAAGGUGCUCCUUCUUACAUUCAAAGGAAUAACGAAGACACAACCAUGGAGACUCCCAAACAGUGAGCACAUAAGUAUUGUUUGAAACUUUGCAUGGUGUGCAUCAAUAGGAAGAAACUAUAAAUAGUAAACUU